UGGGGGAGGAGGAGGAGGAGGUGGGGAGGGCCUUCGGGGCGAGCACACCCCUACCGCCUGUGUCAGAGUAUUUCAGAACACAGGCCAGCAUUUUGUCACAGUGCAUGGAAGCUGCACUCAAACUUUCCCGUUCAAGUCCGCACUAACUUUUUGACAACUCUUGGACAUUGUUUUUUUCUUCAGGAUCAGUGGACCACCUACUUCUUUUGUUCUCGUAGAAAGUGUGCGUCGUUCCAACAGGAUACUUUAGUUGUUUUAAACUCACCAGCACGAUGCCUCGAUCUUUCUUGGUCAAAAAGUACUUCGCUAAACAAAAGCCGAACUACAGUGAGCUGGAAUGUCAGAAUGGUAAGUUGAGAGUAUUUUUAUUUAUUGUAUGAAUUAUGGAAAGUUUGCUUACAUAGGUGUCAAUCUUGAGAGAAAGUGCUCUGUUUUCGGAGGUGAAGUCCUGGUAUUUUACACAUAUAAAGUUAUCCAGCAGACAAAGUUUUGUGCUUCUUCUUCUUCUGGUUCAACUUCAAACUCGGCUACUCCCCGUUCAAGUCGGGGCCCGUUAGACGUACUUUCCCCCCUUUCUGCAACCAGACAGAGCUUCAUUCAUGCUACAAGCUCUUGUGAAUACGUGGGAGGAAACGGACGAUGAAACCAUCUCAUGGCUCCGGCUGUACGCUUAUUAAAUGCUGAGAGGAACUGAUUUCAUUUGCACAUCCAAUACUUGACAGUAUAAUUGUCUAAAUACAUAAAAUGUUUUUUUUCCCCGAUUCAAUCCUUAUUUUAUAAAAACACCAAACCGUUCAUGUAUUGAGAUGAAGUGGAUAAUUGUGUACCAUCCUCUGCCUUCUAUCUCAGACACUUCACUGGAGAGGUUUCCUCUUGCUGAGCUUCCAUCCGGGGACAACACCUCCUCCCUUGGCACCUGCUUCACAACAGGUAUAGUGUGGGAUCUGAGUGUCCUACCCACCCUCUACCUACCCACCUCCCAAACUGGGCCCUCUACCACCCCCGUCCCCCUGGACCUCAGCUCCCCGUCCAGCCUCAGCAGCAGUGCUAGCAGUUGUGGAGAGGAGGAUGAAGGACGCACAUCAGACCCCCCCAGCCCCGAGCCUGUACACACAUAUGCCCCUCGCCAGAGGAUGAAAUGCACAGGUUCUAUGGCUCAUAUAAGCCCCCCAGAGGAAGAAGAGGAAAGAGAGACACAGGUCUCAGCAGCAAGGCCAGCCUUCCUCUGUAAACACUGUCCCAAAGAGUACAACAGCCUUGGGGCGCUGAAGAUGCACAUCCGAUCACACACCUUGCCCUGUGUGUGUACCACCUGUGGCAAAGCUUUCUCCAGGCCUUGGCUAUUGCGCGGCCACAUCCGCACACACACAGGUAAGAUUCAUGUCUGACAGUAAUCACAAUAAUAUGGUUUAUUUAAAGGGCUUGUCAAAACAAUCAUUAAAAAAUGUCAAAGCAUAGCAGUAAUGUACCUUGUUAUGUAGGGAACCAAAUAAAAAGACAAAUGUCUAAAGAAUAAAAUAACAAGAAAAUGGCUGGAAAAAAGAGCAAUAAAAAUACAUAAAGCACCAUGAGUAAAAUACCAAAAUUAUGUAAAGGCCUUUCCACACAGAGAUGUCUGAAAAAGUGAUUUAAAAGAAGAUGUUGUAGUAGUGAAUCAGAGAUCCUCAGGCAGGUCUUCCCACAGCCAAGGAGCCCAAAACAGCAACUCCUUUAGUUUUUAAUGUUUUCUUACAUGACACAUCCUCACUGGUCACAUACAUUUCCACUUUAUCAGUGAUUCAAAACUUAGGAAAUCUUUGUACCUGGUCCUGUGAAGUUGUAAAUCUGCAUUUGAGUUGCUGUCAUUGUGAGUCAGCAGGUCGCUCCUUCAUCAUUUCAGCUGUGAAGUGAGGUAGUGGAAUAUACAUGACAAUCAGUCUGACGAGGUUAACGCUUGAUAAACAGACGUUACCACAUGGAGAGGCCCUCUGCAGAUCCUGUCCUUAUUGAUCACUCUUUGAUUUUAAUGCCCCUGCAACAAUGACUCAUCAGCUAAUGAUCUUAUCACUGCCGCUGGGGGAGACAGUAGAUUGGGGGGACAGGAGAGACAAAAGGUUAAAAAAAUGCCUGAAGGCUCUUUGCAAUCAGUGAGCUUUUAGUACCUGCAGCAACUUGUUAGUGUGCUAAUCUGAUUUGGCUCUGAUUAAAUCAUGCUAAUUCAGUCAGGCUCUGACCCUACCAUGUGCUUUCCUGUUAUCUUCUGAAUGUGUGUAAGUGUGUGUGUGUGAGGUGUUAAUGUUGGGUUCUUGUGAACUCACAGACAUAUGACUGUCACUGAGUUAGGACUGGUCUUAAUGCCACAUCUAAACAGAGUGCCAGUCAUGUGGUGCUAAUUUCCAUCCCUUUUCUCUUUGCCAAAGGCGAACGUCCGUUUUCCUGCCCACACUGCAACCGGGCCUUUGCUGACCGCUCUAACCUGAGGGCUCAUCUGCAGACACACGCCGAGGUGAAGAAGUACCAGUGUGGCAUCUGCUCUCGCACCUUCAGCCGCAUGUCAUUGCUGCAGAAGCACAGCUCAUCAGGGUGCUGCUCCACUACGGUGUGAGACUCCUCAGACGUGGAUAAAGGGUACCCACUCAGAACUCAGGGCAGUGGGGGGUCUAGUUGCCCCCGGAGAAGGCGUCUACACAAGCCCAGCCGGCCUGAUGAUGAUCUGUAAGGCCGCAAAGAGCAUGAAAUGGCUCGCUCUAAGAGACCUGGAGGAAAUCAAGCCUAAUUAUUGGAUCUGACUUUACAAGUCUUUAAGCUUCUCUGCUCUGUAAAACAACAUCUGAGGAGCAGAUUUUUUUAUUCUAAUCUAGAUUGAGGUCAUGAGGCUGGACCAAAGCUGAACUGAGCAAUGCAAACAUUCACUUUUGGUAUCAACCCCUUUUGUUGCCAUUGUGCCCAUUCCAAAGAAAAAGUAUAGAGUGAACUCAUAGGGGUGAGAGGUGUUCUUUCCUGUCUCCGUCCUGGUGCCGGCUAGCUCAGGAUCAUGGCCAAGACACAGCUGCUGAGAGGUAGGGGUGCGUGGGUGGAAUAAAUCUCUCAGCAUGCCUCAUAACACACACACACACACACUCACUCACACAAAAGCAAAUGCACACACAGCUGUCCCUGGUACUGUAGUGUAGAUAGACGAGGUGCUAACAGGUGCUACAGCCAUGACCUUCGCUGGUUGAUAGCAGGUGACUUCCACUGCCCUUGGUUUGCUUAAGAAAAAAGAGGAAGCAUGUCAUGACAAAAGUAUGGUAUCAGUUAGUGGUUUUGACCAGUGGGGAUUGUUAUAAGCCUCUAUUUUGUCUACAUCCAAACCUUCUCUUUAAUCCGAUGGUUUCAGAGAUACGAGGAAACCUGUCUGUUGCUUUCCAAAAACGCUUUACUUUGCAGCACCACACUAAUGUGGAUGACAAUGCAAGCCAUGCACUCGAAGUUACCACAGUGUUCAUUUUUAAUAACAACCAAAGCCAUAUUUUUAUUACUUAAAUAAACUUUUGCCUUGAAAUUGUAUGACUUUUAAAAGAAAAUGUGCCAUUUUUACCUCAGUAUUUGUAGCUUUAAGACAAACAUUGAUUGCAGUAUUAUUAAAAUUAGCACCAAACAGUUUGAAAUGUACUAAGGCUGGGACCAAAACUGUUUCAGGUUUACGCUAAGGAGACAUGGCUGUUUGUUGGUGAUUGCAGCCUCGUAAAUGGACAGUACAAACAUCAAUUUUUCAAACUUUCCUAAACAUUUUAUGGCAGUUUUUUUUAAACAGUGCAAUGUGCUGAUUAUGUGUUAUUUCAAUUUGUACCAUUCUUGUGUGUUCAUUCUUUUUCAGUUUCCUGUACAUGAUAUACAAUGUUACAUUUUCAUUCAAUAAAGUAAUUUAUGUUUAUUAAAACUGAA
This is a messenger RNA of Xyrichtys novacula (pearly razorfish), 3906 nucleotides long. The record is from the annotation of a GenBank genome assembly. Lineage: Eukaryota; Metazoa; Chordata; Actinopteri; Labriformes; Labridae.